AUGAGUGAAUUGAAUAAUGAACAACAAUAUAUAAAUCAGGAGCAAAAUACAACAAAUGAUCCAGCAUUAUCUCCAACGUCUACCUCAAAAGAUGGUAAAAUUAAUGAUGAAGAUUUAGCAAAAGUCAGAGAAGAUAUAAAUAAUAUAAAUACUGACACAAAUUUCAAAAUUCCUGAACAUUUCCCUACUCCAAGACCAACCACACCAGAUAAAAUUUAUACUAUAUCUCAAGAUACUGAUGUAAUUGAUGUUCCAGAAAUUGAUAAAAUUAAUGAAUCCUUAGAAAAUACUAUCAAAGAAAAUCAAAAUGAUGAAAAAGAGCAAGAAAAGCAUAACAAAGAAUACGGAGAUUCAUCACAACCUGACAAUAAGCUUCUGGGGGAAACGAAUGACAUUCAGGUGAGACCUGACGACGUUGAAAACGAGCAAAAUGCUGAACCUCAAGUAGGUAAUGAAUUGAGUACAGAAUCGAAAGCCGGAAACACGGGUGAUGAAAAUAAAGAAGGGGAUGCAAAUUUGGAAUACGAUGAAGAUGAAGAAGUUGAGGAGGAUCCAAAGCAAAAGAGUAAUGAUGAUUCUAGUGCUCAAGAUGUUACUGAUGAUCAAGAAAUACAAAAUAGCAAAGAACAUGAUCGUACUGGUGAAUCAGAUAAUACAAUUGAUGAUAGCCAUCAUAAUAAUCGAUUAGUUGGUGUUGCUCAAGGAAGUACUAUUCCUCAAGCUAAUAGAACUUCUCAAAUGAAUCAAAUUUAUGAUGAUCAACAAAAAGAUAAAAAGGAACAGGAAGGUUCCACUAAUGGCUCAAAUCAAGGUAACUCCAAGAAUGAUGAUAAAGAUAAAGAUAAAGAUGAAUUAAAUGCAAUAACUAAAGAUGCAAUAACUAAAUUUAACGUAGCUAGUGAACAAGUAGCAAGAGGAGAUGAUGAUGUCAAUUAUUCUAGCGAAGGAGCAUUAAAUACCAAAGAUGUGAGUCAAGAAUAUUAUGAAAAUUUUUUGGAAAAACAAGAAGAAAUUGAAAAUGGAGCAAUAAAUGAUGAAGAUGAAGAUAUUGAUGAACAUGAUGGAAAUGGUGAUAAAGAUGCUGCUCCGAUGAAGUCAGUAGGUGCAUUAAUUGAUGGAGAAGAACCUGAAACUCCACCUCAUAAACGUGGUUCGAAAGGUGAAGAACAACACGGAGAAGAUAAAAAUGAAAACGAAAAGGCAAACAGUAGUCUAGGUAGCAAAGAUGACAAUUCUCAAAAUAGCCAAAAUAAAAAUAAGGACGGUGAUGAAUCUAAUGAUGACAAGGAAGAAAAGUUAGAUGUGGAUAUAACAAAACUAAAUGGGUCAGAUGAAAGAAUUGAAAUUGAUGUAAAACAAACUAACCCAGAAGAAAAUAAAGAAAAUGACAUAUCGAACUCUGAUGCCAAUACAGACGCCAUUGGUCGCGAUGAUGAAAAUGAUAAAGAAACAACAAAUAAUAAUUCUUCAACUAAUGACUCACCCAAUCGAGAUACCUCAUUAAUCAACAAACUUCCAAUUUAUGUAACAUAUACGGAUUCAAAAUAUCUAUUAUUUCCCUUGAACUCCCCCUCAACAAAAGAACAUAAAGCAUUAAUAUCAAAAUCCGAUAAAAUUGAUGAAUCACUGUCAUUAGACGAUUUGUUUGCAGUAUUAAGAUUAAAAUUAAAAUUCGAAAUAAAAGAAGAAAUCAAAUUAUCAAUACCUCAAUUCAACAAUAUUGUGAUAACUGAAGAUAACGUAUAUUGUAAAGAUUUGUCAAUUUCAGAUUUUUUUGAUGUUUACGAUAAAUUAUGUGAUUGUACUGAUUCAAAUUUUAAGGAUAAAAUACCUGAAUAUUUAGAAUUUAAAUUGAGUACUCAGCCGAGAUUUAUUACAAAUUACAAUGAUUUAGUUGAACAAUCUCAUGGGUUUGAUCAUUUAGAACCACCUACAAAGAAAAGAAAGGUAUAA
Molecule: messenger RNA, 1953 nt
Organism: Lodderomyces pseudojiufengensis
Lineage: Eukaryota; Fungi; Ascomycota; Pichiomycetes; Serinales; Debaryomycetaceae
Product: RMR1 family protein
Exons: 1
Coding region: 1-1953 (650 amino acids)
Source: RefSeq, a predicted model, not a curated record